Molecule: messenger RNA, 234 nt
Organism: Prunus armeniaca (apricot)
Lineage: Eukaryota; Viridiplantae; Streptophyta; Magnoliopsida; Rosales; Rosaceae
Source: the annotation of a GenBank genome assembly
AUGAAAGUUAUGUGCUUCUUCCACCCUUCUGUUUUCAUGAAGGGAAAGAUUGAGGCUAAGCCUAAAGGCCUCGCCCAUGGAUUUUUUCUGCUGGGAAUGUUGACAACAAAGGAGUGCAAUGGGGAUGCUGGCUCCUCUUCUGACCCCAGGAGACAACAGUGUUUUGGAGGAAAAGUUGGGUCCCUAGAGGUACCACCUGAAUUCAUAUAUCUUCUGGAUUCUUCGGCAAAAUAG